Molecule: messenger RNA, 849 nt
Organism: Penicillium argentinense
Lineage: Eukaryota; Fungi; Ascomycota; Eurotiomycetes; Eurotiales; Aspergillaceae
Exons: 1
Coding region: 1-849 (282 amino acids)
Source: RefSeq, a predicted model, not a curated record
AUGAGGCCUUCCUCGUUUCUUUCGUUACCACUAUACCUCGCUUGCCUGCCAUCAGUCUCAGCAUGGGUCUUCAGCUGGCACAAUCCGACUGGAAAAUUGCUCACUGUCCAAGGGGACAAGCGGCAGGAUUGCCAAGUGAUGGACAAUCCCACGGGAAAUGUGUAUGACUGGAACCCGCAGGAGGGACAUUGGUGUAUUUUCCUCUACACCAAUUCUGAUUGUGAAGAGCCGUCUGCUGGCUAUACAUGCAAGCCCUGGCCAUGGGUAGAUCAUCCCUCCAGCCAACACCUUCAAUCAUUCAAAGUGGUAAACGAUACAUCGUCUUAUGCAUCUUCAGCAUCAGCCUCUGCUUCAGCAACCGACGCAAAUGCCUCCCCAACAUCCACAACGGCAACCACACCUACCUCUGAUGCCUCCGCCAGCUCUGCCGCAGCCUCAGCCUCAGCUUCGGCUUCUAGCGCAUCAGACACAUCGGACAAAGAGGCCACCCCGUCCGGUGGUGCGAUCGCAGGAAUAGUGGUCGGGGUUGUAGCUGCUGUGGCUAUUGCUGGCAUUCUGAUCUUCUUCCUUUGGCGCCGACGCAAAACUGCCGCCAAGUCCAACGCCGCCCUUCAGACAGACUCAACAACUGGGGUGGCAGAAAUGUCCAACCCCGAUGAAGAAAAGUCGCCCAUCUCAGAUAAGCCUAUCUCUCGGGGACAAGAUAGUCGUGAAUUACAAGGUUCGGGGGCUGUGUCUGAGCUCUCGCCUACUUCGGAAAGGUAUGAAAUGGGAGCAGAAAGACUAGUGCCCAUGAUUGUGCGACAUGAGCUCGAUGCGACCCAGUUUGUUCCCGACAAGAAGGAAUGA